AUGGCCGCCUUUUUCAACCAAUCAGCGACAAGCCCGCGUUCUCGCCAUCGCGUCAUUGUGGUGAAGAGCGUCGCGGAUGCUAUCUGUGAAGUGCGGCGCUGUGUUUGGUUGUGCUAUUGGACUCUGAAGAUGUCGACGUUGAGUGUGAGGGCACCCGGUCUGCAGACCACCACGCUGCUGGAGAGUCGUUCAAUGCGCGUGCGUGGGGUGACGAAUCUUGAUGGCGUCAGGAGGAACUUGUUUGGAUGUACAGAUAGGGAGGAAAACAGAAGGUUUGCGGAGAGAGAGUUGGCUCGCCAGUUGAAGCAAGAUAGCGAGAAAUGGGGCUUUGAUUUUGCGAAAGAGGUGCCCUUGCCUGGUGAGCAGCGGUUCGUGUGGAGCCUGGUGCCGGCGGCAGCCAUCCCUGCGGCGUUGAGACGAGCACCUAUCACCAUAGCUACACCACAGCCGAAGGCACCCUCGCAAGACGCGAAAAUGUCCAGUCCAGAGAGCAGCAGUAAAACUCAGAAGAGAAUUACAGAUUACCUGAAACCACGCAAGCGGUUAUCGAAUGGCGGGAAAAAAUCCCCCGCGCACAAGCACGAGUGUGGACACAGAGCACAUAUUCGUCCACCCAAGGUCGCGCGUCUCGCGCCCGCACACUUCAAGCGGCCCAGCUAGGCCCAGCCAUGCCAAAAUACUCAACCUGGUCAGCAGACAAUUGUCAUAACAACCACACAAUUGCAAAUCGGAUUCUAACUCCAUGCAAUUCUCAUCAAUUAUACCAAAAACUUUCUAAAUGCAGUGGGUACACCCAAAUCUUUCUAUCAUCCAUCGGAUGCAAAUGCAUAAACUGAGCAGCAGCGAAACUGACAUAGUUUAGGUUGAGUUGGAUAUACAUUGUGCAAAUUUAUUUUAUUUCCUAAUUUAUUUUGAAUGUGAUUGUUUUCGCGUGGAGAACAAUUUAUUUAAAGUUAAGUAAUUUUAUAAGAUAGUUUCGAACGUUAUACCAAGGUUUAAAAUAAGACUCUGGACUUUGCAGUACGUACGCGCGCCAUGCAUUUUGGGUCUGCCGAUUUUAACACAGCUUGUAAUAGAUAGAUUAGAUUUUCCCCAUAGUUAUAUCACAUCUCAUCACAAUAUUGUUUUGCUCAAAUGCUUUUCACAAUCAGCACAGACGGAACACAUCUAAUAGAAUCACGACCGCUAAACAAACAAGACCUCUUGCAAUAUUUACAAUAUUUAUAGAUUUAUUUAUAAGUUUUAUGAUCUCUUUUGACGCCUAGACAUAAUUAUGAUUAAGCGUAGUAAUAAUUAGAGCUAAGAUUUCAGGUUAAAAUUAAGUUUUGGGUCAUAUUUCUCCUGCGAGCUAUUCUCCUCCUCGAUGGUCAUAAAUGUAAAUGCCUUGAAAGUGUUAAAAUUAUUCCGUUUCAGAAUAAAAUUUUGACUGGUAAUCAUUCGAACAAUUUCGAAGCAUUUCAGAAAACUCAGUCAAACUAAAGAUUCUCUUCUAUCGUUUUCGUGAUUUCACACGAGAAAGAUAAGAGAGAUUUCACCUAGCUCUACAUAUAAAAAAUAUGGAGAUGUUUCUUUUUUGAAGAUUAUGUAUGGACAGUGUUUUAGUGUAGACAAAAUACAAAUACUCAAGUGAACGCGACCACUUUUGUUACCUCACUAGUAACAGAAACAAUUGCCGAUAAUUUAAAU
Molecule: messenger RNA, 1686 nt
Organism: Chilo suppressalis (striped riceborer)
Lineage: Eukaryota; Metazoa; Arthropoda; Insecta; Lepidoptera; Crambidae
Source: the annotation of a GenBank genome assembly